AUGUCAAACACUACUCUGCCAGAAAAUCAGGGUCUCGAUGAGGAGGCCUAUAACUCCGCCGAGGAUGAAGAUUUCGAGUUAGACGCGGCACCGGACGACUCCGACCUAUCUUCCGAUGCCGACGAGGCCACAGAACCCGCCAAGAAGAAGCGAAAGACAGUCACUCAAUCUCAGCCCCCGAAGGAUGCAGAACUUGACUCUGGAGAUGAGGCUACAAUUAGAAAAGCGAGGGAAAAGAAAGAGAAGAAGACCAAGGGAAAGAAGAUCAAGGGCAAACGCGCGCGAUAG
Molecule: messenger RNA, 288 nt
Organism: Penicillium verrucosum
Lineage: Eukaryota; Fungi; Ascomycota; Eurotiomycetes; Eurotiales; Aspergillaceae
Exons: 1
Coding region: 1-288 (95 amino acids)
Source: RefSeq, a predicted model, not a curated record